This is a messenger RNA of Acomys russatus (golden spiny mouse), 1878 nucleotides long. It is a transcript of the gene Cttn, whose product is annotated as cortactin. NCBI's taxonomy places the organism in Eukaryota, Metazoa, Chordata, Mammalia, Rodentia, Muridae. Gene Ontology annotation, molecular function: actin filament binding. The coding region runs from base 234 to 1874 and encodes 546 amino acids. The record is from RefSeq and is a predicted model, not a curated record. Gene Ontology annotation, cellular component: cortical actin cytoskeleton; lamellipodium; site of polarized growth. Gene Ontology annotation, biological process: regulation of actin filament polymerization. The transcript has 18 exons.
CAGCCAUCACCACAAGCAGUUUUGGCCUUCUCAGAGACAUACGUAGAAUUUGCAUGCCUGUGGUUCCAGCGGCUGGGAAUGCUGAGGCAGAGGGCCUUGAGUCCAAGGAGUUCUGGCCAGCCUGGGCAACAAACCUAGAGUGAUCACUGACCAUCGCAGAUGCCCUCGCAUUCCUCCUUGAAUUCCUUGGAUACGGAUAGACUGUGAGCUGCCUUUCCCAGCAAAAAAGAAAGAUGUGGAAAGCUUCUGCAGGCCACGCCGUGUCUGUCACCCAGGACGAUGGGGGAGCCGAUGACUGGGAGACUGACCCUGAUUUUGUGAAUGAUGUGAGUGAAAAGGAGCAAAGAUGGGGCGCCAAAACUGUGCAGGGAUCGGGUCACCAGGAACACAUCAACAUCCACAAGCUGCGAGAGAAUGUCUUCCAAGAGCACCAGACGCUCAAGGAGAAGGAGCUGGAAACAGGCCCCAAGGCUUCCCAUGGCUAUGGCGGGAAGUUCGGCGUGGAGCAGGAUAGGAUGGACAAGUCAGCCGUUGGCCACGAGUACCAGUCAAAGCUUUCCAAGCAUUGCUCACAAGUGGACUCAGUCCGCGGCUUCGGAGGCAAGUUCGGUGUCCAGAUGGACAGGGUGGAUCAGUCUGCUGUAGGCUUUGAAUACCAGGGGAAGACGGAGAAGCACGCCUCCCAGAAAGACUACUCUAGUGGCUUCGGCGGGAAAUACGGUGUACAAGCUGACCGUGUGGACAAGAGCGCUGUGGGCUUUGACUACCAGGGCAAGACGGAGAAACAUGAGUCACAGAAAGAUUACUCCAAAGGUUUUGGUGGCAAAUAUGGAAUCGACAAGGACAAAGUGGAUAAAAGUGCUGUGGGCUUUGAGUAUCAAGGCAAAACAGAGAAGCAUGAAUCCCAGAAAGACUAUGUGAAAGGGUUUGGAGGAAAAUUUGGUGUGCAGACAGACAGACAAGACAAGUGUGCCCUUGGCUGGGACCAUCAAGAGAAGCUGCAGCUGCAUGAAUCCCAAAAAGACUAUAAGACUGGUUUCGGAGGCAAAUUUGGUGUUCAGUCCGAGAGGCAGGACUCCUCCGCUGUGGGGUUUGAUUACAAGGAGAGAUUGGCCAAGCACGAGUCCCAGCAAGACUAUGCCAAAGGAUUCGGCGGGAAGUACGGGGUGCAGAAGGAUCGGAUGGACAAGAACGCAUCUACCUUUGAAGAUGUGGCCCAGGUGCCCUCUGCCUACCAAAAGACUGUCCCCAUUGAGGCUGUGACCAGCAAAACCAGUAAUAUCCGAGCUAACUUUGAAAACCUGGCAAAGGAGAGGGAGCAGGAGGACAGGCGGAAGGCGGAAGCAGAGAGAGCUCAGCGGAUGGCCAAAGAGAGGCAGGAGCAGGAGGAGGCUCGAAGGAAGCUGGAAGAGCAAGCCAGAGCUAAGAAGCAGACACCCCCUGCAUCCCCUAGUCCUCAGCCAGCUGAGGACAGACCGCCUUCCAGCCCCAUCUAUGAGGAUGCAGUUCCGUUCAAGUCAGAGCUGAACUACCGAAGUAGUGAACCUGAGUCUGUGUACAGCACUGAGGCUGCAGGUGGCCCCGAGGCCAGUACCCAGCAAGGCCUAGCCUACACAUCAGAACCUGUCUAUGAGACCACAGAGGCUCCUGGCCACUACCAAGCAGAGGAUGACACCUAUGAUGGAUAUGAAAGUGACCUGGGCAUCACAGCCAUCGCCCUGUAUGACUACCAAGCUGCUGGCGAUGAUGAAAUCUCUUUUGACCCCGAUGACAUCAUCACCAACAUCGAAAUGAUUGACGAUGGCUGGUGGCGUGGGGUGUGCAAAGGCAGAUACGGGCUCUUCCCGGCCAACUACGUGGAGCUGCGGCAGUAAGGCA